Messenger RNA from Colletotrichum lupini, 2178 nucleotides. RefSeq lists its product as uncharacterized. Gene Ontology annotation, biological process: nuclear-transcribed mRNA poly(A) tail shortening. The record is from RefSeq and is a predicted model, not a curated record. Gene Ontology annotation, molecular function: RNA binding; poly(A)-specific ribonuclease activity. Lineage: Eukaryota; Fungi; Ascomycota; Sordariomycetes; Glomerellales; Glomerellaceae. The transcript is spliced from 7 exons. Gene Ontology annotation, cellular component: cytoplasm. Bases 1 to 2178 code for a protein of 725 amino acids.
AUGGAAGUCUCGUCAGAGAACUUCUGGCGGCAGCUGCCGAAUAUUCUGCUGUCCAUCGCGAAGUCCGACUUCGUUGCCAUCGAUCUCGAGAUGACCGGCAUCACGGACAAGAGCUCGGCAGACCACUCAGGAAACCCAACCAACCAGCAAAUCUAUGAAUCGGCCAAGAAGAUUGCAUCCAAGUUCAACGUCUUUGAGAUGGGGAUGACGUGUAUCCAAAGCCAGUCAGACGGCUCAUACAAAACCGAGACCUAUAGUUUCACUGUCAGCCCCUACCUGCACACAGAAACGCGAGCUGAUGAAAAGUUCGUCAAAGGCUUGGAUAGGAGACUUUCUGUAUCAUACAACACUCUCAAGUUUCUUCGAUCGGAAGGCAUCCGGCUGGAGAAGGUCUAUGAGGACUGCGUUCCGUACCUCAGCCGCGAAGAGGCACGCUUGGCAGUUCGACAGAUGCAGCGCCGACAAGAUCCUUGGGACGCCAAAGAUCAUGGAUACAACGAGGACGACGAAGGUCUGACUACGUUUUCCAUUUAUGCCCAUAACACGAUUGUAAAUUGGCUUUACACCGAUCCAUGGAUGCGAACUCUAGAGAUCAAUGUCCUCUUACCCAACUCUGAUACUGGCUUCACCAAGAGGCGUGAGUCUCUAGAGGACGAUCUCAACGCAUCGUUGAGGAAGUACGCAGCCCUUGUCGGCGGCAAGUUUGCCAACCUCAUUAACCCCGACCUCAUUGUCGAAGCCAUGUCUGGCUGGCCUGGCGAAGCACAAUGCUUUUGUCGUGAGGUGCAUGAGCUUGUUCAUGCCGCGGCACCAGAACAGCGGGAAGAAUCUCCAGAGGAAGAAGUCGAGGAUCGCUAUUGCUCCUGGUGCUGCACACAUCACGACCGUGACACGGGUUGCGCUAGUACUUCCUUAGGACAGGACGUCGACUUUGGGGCCGACUACUGUGACUGGUGUUGCACACAUCACGACCCUGACACAGGCUGCUCUAGCACGUCCUCAGGUCAGGACGUCGAAGUGGCAUUUCAAACAAACUUGAUCACCAAAGACGAGUGCCUCUGUAUGAAGAAGCGGAACUUAUCCAGAAGCCGAGUUGGAGAUAAUGAGCUGAUGCCCUUGGUGUACGAUGUUCAUUGCGAACGUUGCUACCCCGAUCUUGGCAGCAGCCGGCCUGGGAUCAACUCUUCCCCUCACCAUGACAUCCCUCCACAGGCCACACAUAUUCAAGGAGCUCACUCGGCGAGCCACGAUGGAGAAUCCUCAAGCAGUUCGGAGGGAGUGGCAGGUGGCGGGUUUCAAGAGGGCGACACUGGUACUUGGCAUAUCACAGCUGAGAAAGCCGGCUGGGAUGAGCCGACUGGUUGGGACAAACUGCGUCACGAUCUCGAGGAUUUAUCCACGGAAACACUCAAGAAUGAAGUAGCAGAUGCUCUUCAGGAGCUAGAAACUUUAGGCCGAACGUCUUCGCCAACCAUUAUCGGACACAACCAAUUCAUGGACCUUUUGUUCCUUUACAACACCUUCAUCGACGACCUCCCCGACAGCUUUUUGGAGUUUUUGGUAAACAUUCACGAAUCGUUCCCACGCAUCGUGGACACGAAGCUGUUGGCCAUUAAGGACGACACGAUCGAGGGCGAAGACCCAUUGAUGGAUCUAUACAAUAGGUUCGAUGGCAACAGAACGCAGCCAAGCAUCCAUUGGGAUGCAGCUUAUGGCUAUGGCCGUCGUGGAACAGCCCAUCAGGCUGGCUUCGAUAGCCACAUGACGGCAGUUGUGUUUCUGCGAAUUGCCCACAAACUCGCCCGCGAGGAAUCGGCCAGGCUCGAGGGCCGAGCCGCGUCAUACGAGAGCAAAGAAUGGAGAUUGUAUGACAGAGAAUGGCUAUCAGCAGUUGGAUACGAUUCACAAUUCCUGGGCUAUUCGCAAGACUCGGACAUUGGCACAUGGAGAGAGUCCAACACCCAGGAAGGGUACGUGGGUCGGAUUCGGUGGCAGAUGGCCAUAUUCGACGACAUUCGCGACCGAAUUCGGAUCGCCCCCCGCAAGACAUUUAAUAUCGGGCCCGAAUGGCACAGCGUCCUUCCCGAUCAGGAAACUCCACCCAAUGAGAAGUUCAAGAAGGCCGGACGCCGGGAGAAGGCCGCGCUCGUGGAGGCUAAAGAGGUACUUGACAUGUGA